AGGACUGAAGGAGCUGGGGGACAAGAGGCGGGGUGGGCGGUAGGGGGAGGAAAUCCCGUCGCUGAGACGCCGGGCUGGACGUUCCCGCCUCCUCCGACACUGUCAGGUCGGAUCGGAGAAGGGUCACCGCCUCCUCCAGAGAGCAAGGGGGCGGAGCCCGGCUCAGGAUCAUGGAUUUUCCUGGACAUUUUGAACAGAUCUUCCAGCAACUGAACUACCAGAGACUUCACGGUCAGCUCUGUGACUGUGUCAUUGUAGUGGGGAAUAGACAUUUUAAAGCCCACCGCUCUGUGCUGGCAGCAUGCAGCACGCAUUUCCGAGCCCUGUUCUCCGUGGCAGAGGGAGAUCAGACCAUGAACAUGAUCCAGCUGGAUAGCGAGGUGGUGACAGCGGAGGCCUUCGCCGCACUGAUUGACAUGAUGUACACCUCCACCCUCAUGCUGGGUGAGAGCAACGUCAUGGAUGUCUUAUUGGCAGCCUCUCACCUGCAUCUGAACUCUGUCGUUAAGGCAUGUAAACAUUACUUAACGACAAGGACGCUGCCCAUGUCCCCCCCCAGUGAGCGCGUCCAGGAGCAGAGUGCCCGCAUGCAGCGCUCCUUUAUGCUGCAGCAGCUGGGGCUGAGCAUCGUGAGCUCGGCCCUCGGUUCCAGCCAGAGUGGUGAGGAGCAGCCAGCCCCCCUGAGCUCGUCAGUGCGCAGCAGCCUGGACCAGCGGACGCCCUUCCCCAUGAGACGCCUUCAUAAGCGCAAGCAGUCUGCUGAGGAGCGGGCCAGACAGCGCUUGCGGCCCGCCAUGGAGGAGUCCGCCAUUGCUGAUGUCACGCCAGAGACUGGGCCGUCAGGGGUCCAUUCCCGGGAGGAGUUCUUUUCACCCGAUUCCCUAAAAAUCGUGGACAACCCGAAAGCCGACGGCAUGACCGACAACCAGGAAGACAACGCCAUCAUGUUUGACCAGUCCUUUGGUGCUCAAGAAGACGCCCAGGUGCCCAGCCAGUCGGACAACAGUGCCAGCAACAUGGCCCCACUGUCCAUGGCCUCUCGUGCAACUCAGGUGGAGACCAGUUUUGAGCAGGAAGCCACAACUGAGAAAAACGGUUUUCAGUGUGAAAAUCCUGAGGUUGGUCUUGGUGACAAGGAACACAUGAGAGUGGUGGUUAAAUCUGAGCCCCUGAGCUCUCCGGAGCCUCAGGACGAAGUGAGUGACGUGACCUCACAAGCAGAAGGCAGCGAAUCUGUGGAAGUGGAAGGGGUUGUGGUCAGUGCUGAGAAGAUCGACCUCAGCCCUGAAAGUAGCGAUCGGAGUUUUUCAGAUCCCCAGUCUAGCACUGAUAGGGUGGGUGACAUCCAUAUUUUGGAAGUCACAAAUAACUUGGAGCAUAAAUCGACUUUUAGCAUUUCGAAUUUCCUUAACAAGAGCAGAGGAGGGAACUUUAGUGCAAAUCAGAACAGUGAUGAUAACAUCCCAAACACCACUAGUGACUGCAGGUUGGAGGGCGAGGCCCCAUAUUUGUUGAGUCCAGAGGCUGGGCCUGCGGGCGGGCCCUCCUCGGCCCCUGGCUCUCACGUGGAGAACCCGUUCAGUGAGCCUGCGGACUCCCACUUCGUCAGGCCUAUGCAGGAAGUGAUGGGCCUGCCAUGCGUGCAGACUUCUGGCUACCAAGGAGGAGAACAGUUUGGGAUGGAUUUUUCCAGGUCUGGUUUGGGCCUCCACUCCUCCUUCUCCAGGGUAAUGAUGGGCUCCCCGAGAGGAGGGGCCGGUAACUUUCCAUACUACCGACGCAUAGCUCCCAAAAUGCCAGUGGUAACUUCUGUCAGGAGCUCCCAGAUCCCAGAAAACCCGGCCGGUUCCCAGCUAAUGAUGAACGCGGCCACGUCCUCAUUUGAGAAUGGCCACCCUGCACAGCCCGGCCCUCCGCAGUUGACCAGGGCAUCUGCUGACGUCCUGUCGAAGUGCAAGAAGGCCUUAUCCGAGCACAACGUCCUGGUCGUGGAGGGGGCUCGCAAGUACGCCUGCAAGAUCUGCUGCAAGACUUUUCUGACCUUGACAGAUUGCAAGAAGCACAUCCGUGUUCACACAGGUGAAAAACCGUACGCCUGCCUCAAGUGCGGCAAGAGGUUCAGUCAGUCCAGCCACCUGUACAAACAUUCAAAGACGACGUGCCUGCGCUGGCAGAGCAGCAACCUGCCCAGCACUUUGCUCUAACCCCGGGCCCCCGGGGUCACGCCGACACCAGCCGUGGGACCCGCGCCGUCAUCUCCUCUGGUUGGCGGUUAGUGCCGUCGGGGUGCAGGCUGCGGGCUGCCCGGCGGCUCAUGGAGAUUCCGGGCCCAGCGCGUGCGGAGCGAGUACGUAUAGGAUGCGUACUGCUGCGUUUCCGAGCAAAAUGCACGCGGUCCCCGAAGCCAAGUUCUUCCUUAGGGUUGAGUAAUUCAGUCAGAAAGUAGUUUGUAAUCGAUGGUGUUACAAGUGGCACAUUUAAACAUUAAGAAUUGAAGUGCAAAAAAAUUUUUUUAGCAAUUUUUAUAAAACUCCGUGGAGCAUUUAAUGAAAUUUCCUAUAUCCUCCGAAGGGAAUAUUAUAUACCUGUACAGUGAUGCAAAAUGCACUUAGGUGUGACCAGUGGCGCACUCGUGCCUGUCCAAAAGGAAGGCCCUUGAGGACAUGCCUGUCCGCCACGAAUGCUUUAAAGUGUAUCCUGAGCGAAUCCAAGGCCUCAGAAAGUACUGUAUUUUAAAUUCCCGUCUCAUUUGCAGUCACAGACACUGCACUUUGCUGGUGCUGACACUGGGUCCAGAGCGAGCGUUCUCCGGACCGUAGGUGUACAUACUUUUGAAAACAUCACUGCUGGAUAGUUGUUUGAACAAUUUUUCCUGCUUUUAAAAGCAGAGCUGUAAAUGGAGUACGUACCUGUAGGGAGUGACAAGUGAGGUGUUGUUUCUGUUCGUGCUGUUUUAGUGGAGUCUCAGCCAACUUGUGUCACGGAUGUUACAGCUCCAUGUUUGGAAGUCAGAAAAGAGCUGGUGUUCGUCUUUGU
Hyaena hyaena (striped hyena) is the source of this 3036-nucleotide messenger RNA. It is a transcript of the gene ZBTB5, whose product is annotated as zinc finger and BTB domain containing 5. Gene Ontology annotation, cellular component: nucleus. The record is from RefSeq and is a predicted model, not a curated record. Lineage: Eukaryota; Metazoa; Chordata; Mammalia; Carnivora; Hyaenidae. Gene Ontology annotation, biological process: regulation of transcription by RNA polymerase II. Bases 171 to 2204 code for a protein of 677 amino acids. The transcript is spliced from 2 exons. Gene Ontology annotation, molecular function: DNA-binding transcription factor activity, RNA polymerase II-specific; protein binding; RNA polymerase II cis-regulatory region sequence-specific DNA binding.